AUGGGCGUGAUCCAGAGCGCCUUCCUGUGGGGUUACAUGGCCACGCAGCUGCUGGGCGGCGCGCUUGCCGACAAGUACGGCGGAAAGCGUGUAAUGGCUGGCGGCAUCGUGUACUUCAGCCUCGCGUCCCUUUUGCUGCCGUUUGCGCUGUCGUCACCCGUGCAGGCGGCCGGCCUCACCAUCCCGGCCAUCCUGCUGGCGCGCUGCUGCGUGGGCCUGGGCGAGGGCGUGGCCCUGCCUUCUAUGAACAAUCUGGUGGCGCGACAUGUGCCGCCCUCCGCCAAGGCGCGCGCCCUGGGCAUGUGCUUCUCGGGCUUCCACAGCGGCAACCUGGUGGGCCUUCUGGUGUCACCCUUCAUCCUCGUGUCCUUCGGCUGGCGCGCCCUCUUUCUGCUGUUUGGGUUCCUAGGCGCCCCCCUGCUCGCGGUGUGGAACGCCACCGUCCCUGACAAGCCGCCCGCCGCGCAGCAGCUCGCCGCGGCGAGCGCCGCGGCCGCGGCCGGCAAGCCGGCGGGCGGGGGCGGCGGCGGCAAUGGCGUGACGCUGGGGCGGCUGCUGUCGCACCCGGCCACGUGGGCCAUCGUGGUGGUCAACUUUGUCAAUCACUGGGGGUACUUUAUAUACCUGAACUGGAUGCCGACAUACUUCAGCAAGGCCCUGGGCUUUGACCUGCGCGCUUCCAGCUUGCUGGCAUUCCUGCCCUGGCUGGUCAUGGCGCUGGGCAGCUCGGCGGCAGGUUUCCUGGCCGACUCCCUGAUAUCGCGCGGCGUCAGCGUCACCACCGUCCGCAAGGCCCUCCAGUCGGCCUCCAUGCUGCUGCCCGCCGCCGCGCUGCUCGUCCUCUCGCAGCCGGGCCUGCCGCCCGCCGCCGCCGUCGCCUGCAUGACCGCCGCGCUCGGCGUGACGUCGCUGGGGCAGGCCGGGUUCGUGGCCAACAUGAGCGACAUCGCGCCGGACAACGCCGGGCAGAUGUUUGGGCUCUGCAACACGUUUGGGUCGGCCGCGGGGAUCCUGGGCGUCGUUUCUGUCGGGCUGGUUGUGGAGAGGACGGGCUCCUUUGCGCCCGUGUUCCAGAUCACGGCGGCGAUGUACGUGUUUGCGGUGGCGGUGUGGAACGUGCUGUGCACGGGGGAGCGCGUGUUCUGA
Monoraphidium neglectum is the source of this 1146-nucleotide messenger RNA. Its product is annotated as putative anion transporter 2. Gene Ontology annotation, biological process: transmembrane transport. Gene Ontology annotation, cellular component: plastid. The record is from RefSeq and is a predicted model, not a curated record. NCBI's taxonomy places the organism in Eukaryota, Viridiplantae, Chlorophyta, Chlorophyceae, Sphaeropleales, Selenastraceae. Gene Ontology annotation, molecular function: phosphate transmembrane transporter activity. The transcript is spliced from 7 exons. The coding region runs from base 1 to 1146 and encodes 381 amino acids.